This is a messenger RNA of Fraxinus pennsylvanica, 978 nucleotides long. The record is from the annotation of a GenBank genome assembly. Lineage: Eukaryota; Viridiplantae; Streptophyta; Magnoliopsida; Lamiales; Oleaceae.
AUGGAUUGGAUAGGAUUGUAUGGAGCUUUUCUUCUUCUACUACUACUCUUCAACAUUGGAGCAUCACAAGCGAUAAUCAAGACUCUUCCGGGUUAUUCUGGUACUCUUCCGUUCAAACUCGAAACGGGAUACAUUGACGUGGGAGAGAAUAAUGGAGUACAACUAUUCUACUAUUUUAUUGAAUCGGAGAACAGUCCUAAAAAAGAUCCUCUUUUGCUUUGGAUAAGUGGUGGACCUGGUUGCUCUGGUUUAUUUGGCAUCGUUUAUGAUAUUGGUCCAUAUACUUUUGAUAUUGAAAAUUUUGAUGGAAGCUUACCAUCUAUUCUCCUAAAUCCAUAUUCUUGGACCAAGGUUGCCAAUAUUAUAUUCAUAGAUGCGCCUAUUGGUACCGGAUUUUCAUAUGCAAACACUUCACAAGGUUAUUCUUCCUCGGACAUCAAAUCAACAAAAGAUAUUUACACAUUUCUUAGGAAGUGGUUAUUGAAUCAUCCUACGUUUAUCAAAAAUCGUCUAUAUGUUGCGGGUGAAUCCUAUGGAGGCAAACUUACUCCAAUGGUUUCCGUGGAAAUACUACGAGGAAAUGAAGCACGACUUCAACCACAAAUGUCAUUCCAAGGAUACAUUAUUGGCAACGGACUAACGGAUCCAAAUAUUGAUUUUAAUGCACGAAUUCCAUAUGCUCAUCGCUGGGCAAGAAAACCAUAUGAUUUUGGAUGGGAUCAAACAUUUCGGGGAGACCAUUCAAUUGACCAUCUUGUCCUCCCAAAUGCAGAACAAGAGUGUCAAAAUAUUUUUGCAAUAUCUGAUUAUUGGGCAAAUGAUCCGAUUGUUCAAGAAGCUCUUAAUAUUAGAAAAGGAACGAUAACAAAGUGGAGAACAUGCUAUGAUGGAAUAUCCUUUGAACCAAAUGUAGAAAGUGCUCUUGAAUAUCAUAAAAUUUUGAUCAAGAAAGGAUACAAUGUUUUGGUAUACAAGUAA